Molecule: messenger RNA, 3597 nt
Organism: Gossypium raimondii (Peruvian cotton)
Lineage: Eukaryota; Viridiplantae; Streptophyta; Magnoliopsida; Malvales; Malvaceae
Exons: 12
Coding region: 1-3597 (1198 amino acids)
Molecular function (GO): RNA-DNA hybrid ribonuclease activity; nucleic acid binding
Source: RefSeq, a predicted model, not a curated record
AUGGUUCCUGAUAGGAUUACCUUGCAGAACAUGGAGAAAAAGUCGAAUGAAGGUUUUAGACAGUACACUCAGAGGUGGAGGGAGGUGGAAGUGCAGGUCCAACCACCGAUCUUUGAAAGAGAAAUGACGAUGCUCUUUGUAAAUAUGCUGAAGGUCCCCUUCAUCACACACAUGUUAGGCAGUGCCACGAAAAAUUUUGCUGACAUAGUCAUGAGUGGUGAGAUGAUUGAAAGUGCAGUAAAGAGCGGGAAGAUUGAUGUUGGAGAGAACAACAGAAGGCAAAACUCAAAGAAAAAAGAAAGUGAGGUGAACAACGUGAAUACAUACAACAAGUCAAUUACGGUGAAUCAGCCCAGGAAGCCUCCAUAUCCUAAAAGGUAUGAUGCGAAUGCACAAUGCGAUUACCAUGCAGGAGUUGUGGGGCACUCAAUAGAGCAUUGUACUGCUUUUAAAAGACUUGUUGAGAAGCUCAUUAAGAUGGGCGUUGUCAAGGUAGAUGAUUCAUCAGGUACGGGGAAGAAGGUCAAGGAGAAUAUUGCUGAGAGCAUGAUGGAUAAUGGAGAAAUAGAGUUUUUUGAAGAGGUGGAAGGAAAAGAAAGUAUAUGCGCAUCGGAGUCAGAGACGAGGAUUCCGAAGGUUAAUCAUCCUGUGAUUAUCAUUUCGCGCCCUAAGGUAACAGUUUCGGGGAAGGAAACUUCAAUUAGUGUUGUGAAAGAAAGCCAAAAGACAGGUUCUUAUACGAAUACUGAUGAGUAUUACAGUCGGAUAAAUGCUCAAGCAGAGUCAGCGGAGGGAGAAGUUCUUACGGCGGAGCAAAAGGAAGAGUGGCUAUUGAUUAAUGAGCCAAUAAAGGAGGAAGAAGCUACUGAAUUCUUGAGAUUUUUGAAGCACAGUGAGUAUAGCGUGGUAGAGCAACUGCAUAAACAGCCAGCUCGUAUAUCUUUGUUGGUCUUGCUCAUGAGUUCAGAGGUCAACAAUAUAAGUGCUGAUAAUUUUAUCUUCUUCAACGAUGACGAAAUACCAUCUAGAGGUAUGAAGUCCACUAAAGCUCUGUACAUUACUGCUCGGUGUAAAGGAAGCAUGGUGUCAGUAGUUUUAAUUGAUAAUGGAAAGGAAGGUUUGAGGAGGAUUGAGAUAUCGUUGCAGAUUGGCCCAAAUACUUAUGAAGUGGUUUUCAUUGUAAUGGAUAUCCCUUCUUAUAAUUGCUUGUUGGAAAGACCUUGGAUACAUUCGGUGGGGGCUGUACCAUCAUCGUUGCAUCAGAAGUUGAAGUUAGUGACAGAGGGACGUAAUGCAACGUACAUGGAAACGGAUGAGGAGGCAGUGAAAUGUUCUUUCCGAACCUUAGAGUUUUUGAAUGCAACAUUUAUGGCUGAGGGGAAUAUAAUUCCAAUACCGAAGAUAUCCAGGACUACAAGAAUGGGCCUUCAAUUAAUGGUGGGAAAAGGAGCUGUACCGGGAAAAGGAUUGGGAAGAUAUUUGCAAGGAGGAGUUGAAGCACCAGUGAUGAAAGGAAAGUUUGAUCAUUUUGGUCUGGGCUAUAGACCAGAUGUAAAACAAAGAAGAAAGGAAAUAGAGAGAAGACAUGAGAGAAGAAGGGCACGCCGGAGUGGAAAUGAAGUUAGGUGGGAGCUUAUGGCUUUUCCUCACAUAUCCAAGACUUUCAUAUCAGGAGGUUUUAUUCAUCCAGAACGAAGAGUGCUUGAAGUGAAAGGUGUUGAAGAUUUGCUGGGAGAUGCCCACAUCAAUGCCCUAGACACAGUUGAAAGAGAGACCUUGCUAGAGAUUCGCCCUUACGAGCCUAGAAGUGAUCUGGACAAUUGGACUGCGGAAGAGAUUCCUAUAGUUUUUAGAGCUUGUUCAGAGUCCCCGAAUAUCAAUGAUAUGAAUGACGCUGCUUCAGACUCAGAAUCACCUUUUGAACAAGACAGGUGUUUAGGGGGAUCACAGAAUUUUGAAGAUGACGAGGAUAAGCAAAUCUUACCUCAUAAAGAAUCAUUGGAGAUUGUGAGUCUAGAGGAGGGAAAAGAGGUAAAGAUCAGAACUGACAUUUCUGCCAAGACAAGGCAAGACCUCAUUGAGUUACUCCGAGAAUUCAAAAAUGUCUUUGCAUGGUCAUAUCAAGAUAUGCCUGGGUUAAGGACUGAUAUUGUGGUGCACCGUCUUCCCAUAAAAGAGGAUUGCAAGCCAGUUCAGCAGAAUCUUAGAAGAAUGAGACCUGACAUUGCGCUAAAGAUAAAAGAAGAAGUCACGAAGCAGUUUGAUGCUGGAUUCUUACAAGAAGUUAAGUAUUCAGAAUGGGUAGCUAAUGUUGUCCCUAUCCCUAAGAAAGAUGGAAAGGUGCGAAUGUGUGUGGAUUAUAGGGAUUUGAACAGGGCUAGUCCAAAAGAUAAUUUUUCGUUGCCUCACAUUGAUACUUUGGGAACGUUCUGUUAUAAAGUGAUGCCCUUUGGAUUAAAGAAUGCGGGGGCAACUUAUCAAAGAGCUAUGGUAAAUUUGUUUCAUUACAUGAUGCACAAGGAGAUUGAGGUUUAUGUUGACGAUAUGAUUGCAAAGUCCAGAACAGAAGAGGAGCAUGUGCAAGUUCUGCGGAAAUUAUUUUUGAGACUAAGAAAUUUCCAGCUCAAGCUUAAUCCAACAAAGUGCACCUUUGGAGCUAGAUCGGGGAAGUUGUUGGGCUUCAUAGUCAGUGGGAAAGGAAUUGAAGUUGAUCCAGACAAAGUCAGGGCAAUACGAGAUUUGCCUCCACCACACACUCAGAAGAAAGUACGGGGUUUUUUGGGGAGAUUGAACUACAUUUCUCGGUUUAUUUCACAAUUGACUGAGAAAUGUGAUCCCAUAUUCCGUCUUCCAAAGAAGCAUAAUCCGGGCAUAUGGGAUAAAGAAUGCCCGAAGGCUUUUGAAAAAAUAAAACAAUAUUUGUCUAAUCCUCCAGUGCUAUCACCACCUAAUCCGGAUAGGCCAUUAAUACUGUAUUUAACAGUAUUUGACAAUUCCAUGGGGUGCGUGUUACGCCAACAUGAUGAGAUAAGGAGAAAGGAAAGGGCAAUAUACUAUCUCAGUAAGAAAUUCAUUGAUUGUGAAGCGAGAUAUUCGGCUAUUGAAAAGUUGUGUUGUGCUUUGAAGGCUGUGAAAGGGAGCGGAAUAGCUAAAUUUUUAGCUAGCAGAGCCUUGGUGGAUUAUGAGCCUUUGAACUUUUAUUUCCCAAAUGAGGAUUUGAUGUAUGUAGCAACCACUGAAGAAAAUCCCCAAAUGGAUCAAGUGUGGAAGUUAAAUUUCGAUGGAGCCUCAAAUGCUGUGGGUAGAGGAAUUGGGGCAGUCCUAAUAUCUCCAAGCGGAGAUCAUUAUCCUUUUGCAAGCAAACUAGAUUUUGAUUGCACGAAUAAUAUGGCAGAGUAUGAAGCAUGCAUUAUGGGUAUUCGUGCAGCCAUAGAGCGUAAAAUCAAAGUGUUAGAAGUGUAUGGGGAUUCUGCACUGAAUGUCUGUCAGGACUUCGACUGGGGCAACACCUUUGGGAUGGAAGCAGUUCUACCUAUUGAGAUAGAAAUUCCUUCUCUUCGGAUAUUAUCUGAGAUGAAAUUGGAUGAGGCGGAAUGA